Molecule: messenger RNA, 3699 nt
Organism: Pteronotus mesoamericanus
Lineage: Eukaryota; Metazoa; Chordata; Mammalia; Chiroptera; Mormoopidae
Gene: DENND1B
Product: DENN domain containing 1B
Exons: 23
Coding region: 222-2612 (796 amino acids)
Biological process (GO): endocytosis; T cell receptor signaling pathway; endocytic recycling
Cellular component (GO): intracellular membrane-bounded organelle; nuclear speck; cytosol
Molecular function (GO): guanyl-nucleotide exchange factor activity; phosphatidylinositol phosphate binding
Source: RefSeq, a predicted model, not a curated record
AAGGAAGGCCUGCUUGUUUAUGGGAGCGUCCGGUGGGCGGGGUCAGGAGAUUCUUCUCAGGCGUGAAGCAGGACCACACGCACGCCGCCCUGUUUCUUGUGGCACCAGCGAGGCCCCUCGAAGAAUCUAGGAAGAAAACUGGACUUCUCUGGUUACGGCCUGUCUGUGACACUCGGCUUCUAAUCUUUUUCUUCACACCGAGGACUGUUGUAAGGUUUCCGAUGUCUGGCAGGUUGGCAGACAGAGGUAAAGGCGAAGCAGCAGAAGCCGGUCAGAGGGAAAAUCCAGAAAGAACCUUUGACUUGGUAUUGAACGUGAAAUGUCAUGCUUCUGAAAACGAAGAUCCGGUGGUUUUGUGGAAGUUCCCAGAGGACUUUGGAGACCAGGAAGUGCUCCAGACUGUGCCGAAGUUCUGCUUCCCCUUCGACGUCGAAAGAGUGUCUCAAAAUCAAGUUGGACAGCACUUUGCCUUUGUGCUGACAGACAUUGAAAGUAAGCAGAGAUUUGGGUUCUGCAGGCUCACAUCUGGAGGCAGAAUAUGCUUGUGCAUCCUUAGUUACCUGCCAUGGUUCGAAGUAUAUUACAAGCUUCUCAAUACCCUGGCAGAUUACUUGGCUAAGGAACAGGAAAGUGAUUUGAAUGUAGCUCUCCAAGCACUCUAUAACCAGCCAGUACCGAAGGCAAACAGCCCUGUCAGCUUGAGCGUGAACCAAGAGAUAUUUAUUGCCAGUGAGCAAGUUCUGAAAGAUCAGCCCUUCUUAGCACGGCAUCCCUGCUUCGUCGCCCCCGACGUCACUGGACUCCCCACCAUUCCUGAGAGCAGAAACCUCACGGAGUACUUCGUGGCCGUGGACGUGAACAACAUGCUGCAGCUGUACGCCAGCAUGCUCCACGAGCGGCGCGUCAUCGUCACCUCCAGCAAAUUAAGCACUUUAACUGCCUGUCUGCAUGGAUCGGCCGCUCUGCUCUUCCCCAUGUUCUGGCAACACAUCUACAUCCCUGUUCUGCCGCCGCACCUGCUGGACUACUGCUGUGCUCCGAUGCCCUACCUGAUUGGGAUACAUUCCAGCCUCAUGGAGAGAGUGAAAAAUAAGUCAUUGGAGGAUGUGGUUAUGUUAAAUGUUGACACAAACACUUUAGAAUCACCAUUUAAUGACUUGAACGACCUACCGAGUGAUGUGGUCUCGGCCCUCAAAAAUAAGCUGAAGAAGCAGUCCACGGCGACGGGGGACGGCGUGGCCCGGGCUUUCCUCAGGGCGCAGGCCGCCCUGUUCGGGUCCUACCGAGACGCGCUCAGAUACAAGCCCGGCGAGCCCAUCACUUUCUGUGAGGAGAGCUUCGUGAAGCACCGCUCCGGUCCCAUGAAACAGUUCUUGGAAACGGCAGUGAACCUCCAGCUCUUCAAGCAGUUCAUCGACGGCCGGCUGGCAAAGCUAAACUCAGGACGGGGUUUCUCCGAUGUCUUUGAAGAAGAGAUCACUUCCGGGGGCUUCUGUAGAGGGAGCCCGAGGCCCUACCAGCAGUGGGUGCGCACAGUCAAGAAAGGAGGUGCCCUGUUCAACUCAGCGAUGACCAAAGCAACUCCCGCUGUCCGGACAGCAUAUAAGUUUGCCAAGAGCCAGGCGAAGCAGGGCAUAAAGGAGGUGAAGAGCAAACUGAAGCACAAGGACAGCGAGGACGGCUGCGGGACCUGCUCGGGCUGCGCGCCGUACGCCCCCACGUACACCCUGCACAGCGAGGAGCGGGGCACCCCGGGGGGGCACAAGCUCACGCAGGCGCGCUCCAGGAGGUCUCGCAGGAGCCCCGACGGCCCCGGGCAGGAUGAGGACAGCGACGCGGACCGAGCCAGCAAGUUGUCCUCGGAGGACGGCGAGGACGCGCCGGCCGAUUUCUCUGACAGCGACGACUCUGCGGAGGCGACCGCCUGCUCGGGGGAGAUGGACCUGCUCGGGGAGAUCCUGGACACGCUGAGCACGCACAGCUCGGACCGUGGGACGCUGGCCGCCGCGCGGAGCCUGGACUUCUUCCGCUCCGCUGACGCCCUGGACAGUGCGGCCGUGAAUAAAUCCAACACCCCGAGCGAGAAUAACCUGGCCCUGCUGGACAGGGGGUCCGGGGACCAGGCCGAGUGGCACCUGGGGCAGGACGACAGCGCCCUCCACGGCAAGCACCUCCCUCCGUCGCCCCGGAAGCGCGUCUUCUCCUCCAGCGGUGGCUGCGGCGCCGCUGAGCCGCUGUCCAUCCUGACGGAGGAGGAGACCCGGGACACGCCUCUGCGCGCGGCCUCGGAGAGCAGGCGCCUGGGGGCGGGACAGGCGGCCCCCGGCCCCGAGCAGGGCUCCCCGCGGGCGGCCCCCAGCGCGCCCCCGCCUGGAAGAGGCCGGAGGGACUCGCGGCAAACACUAAGCCAGACCUCAGACGAUCUGCUCGCGCCCAGCCCCGGGCGACACCCAUCCCCGUCUGUUCCGUGGGAGAAAGAAGGGAAAGAAGCCAAAGAGACCUCAGAGGACGUCGGGCUGCUGCGCGAGGUCGUGUCGUUAUGUCACAUGACACCCACCUUCCAGCCGGACUUCGACACUUUGGAAGAAAACACAAGUGGAAACCGCGCUUAGGCCUCCGACGCGACGAGGAGCCCGUCUUGCAUCCACGCUUCCCGGGGGGCCCUUCGGGACCCUGCCGUCGGUGCGGUAAACGGUUAUGCGCAGGAAUGACAACUCUUGCUACUGUCGAGAAGUUAUUUUCCAUUUGGAGCGGACUCGUGGAUCUCGUGGGUAUACGUUGCCCAUCGAUUUGUAAGUGUGCAGCCAGGUCUUCUGUGCCCUUAAAUCAGGUACCGGUUGUACGUUGCAAGUAUCUAUGGAGCAUACGGUUUCCCAGCGUUGGUGCUUCACGCCGUCCACUCUGUGUGAACUAAGAGUGUCUGUAACUGGCCCUCGCGACCUGACCGGUUGCUCCAGACUAGCCUGGCAGAGCGUGAACGGAUCACGAUGUCAAAACUUAUCAGAACUCCCCGUGAAAAGCUGAAACCGUUGACCCACUAAUUGCCUUAAUCUUACGCCUCUACUAAGCAAACCUGAAUAAUUUACGGAAUUCCUUGCAAAUUCUCAAAGAUAAGUUGAAGUGUCCUGCAACACAGCAAUGCCUUUCCUAAGUCAUUGAAUCAAGGACAAAAUUGGGUUUUUUGCUCAGUUGAAAAGCGCUUGGUGUGGACACCGCAGCCAUGUUUUCCAGAAAGUACCCGGGUCCCGCGCCUUCGCUCAGUGACGUGCGUGGUGGCAGCGGGAGCUACAGGGGACCUGCACCGUCUUCCGCGGCCUCACCGGAGUCCCUGAUAAACUGUCCCAACUUAAAAAAAAAAAAGGAAGGAAACCAAAACCUGCUAAUCUUUUUUCCUCAAUGAGUAAUUAUCUACAUUGUUUGUAUCAUCUCUGAUUUAUUUUAAAAGGAAUUGGCUUUCCAUUUUAGAAGUUUCAGACGCACAGGCAGGCCGUGAAGACGGUGCAGAGAGUUCCCCUGUGUCCCUGCCCGCGCUGUCCCCGCUCCACCGUCUCCUGCUCGUGUGGUCCGUCCAUUCGUCACAAGUCACGAAUCAGUAUUGAUGGUCCACGCUGCGUUCACAUUUCCUCAGUUGCCCCCACGGCCCUUUUCCUGUCCUAGGAUCCCGUCCAGGAGACCACAGGUCCCUUGGGUGUCGUGUCU